UAAAUAGCAGUACUUAAUCCCUUUGUUCUAUUACUGGAUGAAAUAUGGAAUCCUAUCCGUUCUCCAUCAUGCAAACAGUUCUUUGCUUCCACCUUCAAUCGGUGUGUGGGAAUGCGUUAGGCGAGCCUACAAAGCUAAAACCUAUAAACGCAGGAAUUCUGUGGAGGGGAGCGCAUCCUUGCCUGCCAUGCAAGGUCUCCAAGUACGUGUGUCCAUUGGCACCAACCCUUGGCGCCCCAGAUUCAAACAGGUUAGCCAGGGAAGAACAAAUGCUACCAUCCCAAAGGAAACGAGCCCUUCUACAUGGAAGGACAAGGAAUUCCAGGUUCCGGUUACCCUCUACAAAGAGGAUGAGGAUACUGUCUACAAAGAGGAUGAUGAGGCUGGGCUUGUGCCUCCAACAGUAGUCACAGUGGAGCCACGAAAGAAGUCUAUUACUAUUAGGGAUGGCACAGAGCUGAGAGAAGAAAAGAAUGUGAAGGAUAUGUGGGGCAAGAAGGCGUCCAUGGGGGAACGCGGCAAUGUGGGGGAGCCACAAGCAGCUAAGGAUGGGGAGACAGAAAAGAAACCACCGAGGGGUCCGAGACCUAAACAGCCAAAUCCGUUUGUUGCUCCUGACAUAAAUGAAGCGUCGGACAAGUUCAUAGCGCAGAAGAAAGAGGACUGGAAGCGCUCAAAUGGAUAAAUGUAAUCAACAUGUGUGGUUACCAAAAAAUUCAACAUGUAUAUAUGCAUAUGUGCUUGUUUGGGGCUUGAAAUUACAAAUUAAGAACAAGACAUCAAAUAGUUUUGCUAUUAAGUCAUAAUUUAUAAUGGCCAACAAUGACCAUAAUAUUGCACAAA
Messenger RNA from Elaeis guineensis (African oil palm), 843 nucleotides. NCBI's taxonomy places the organism in Eukaryota, Viridiplantae, Streptophyta, Magnoliopsida, Arecales, Arecaceae. The record is from RefSeq and is a predicted model, not a curated record.